Bolinopsis microptera is the source of this 1741-nucleotide messenger RNA. RefSeq lists its product as uncharacterized. The record is from RefSeq and is a predicted model, not a curated record. The coding region runs from base 32 to 685 and encodes 217 amino acids. Lineage: Eukaryota; Metazoa; Ctenophora; Tentaculata; Lobata; Bolinopsidae. The transcript has 7 exons.
CAACACUACUAUAUAACAAAUAAUUUGAGCCAUGGCAUUCUUCUCCGAGGAAUCAUUGAGGAAUGGUUUCGAGAGUUGCAAAAGGAACCUGACCAUAAUUACCAAGUUUUCUACAUUCUUCACUAUAUUUGUGUUGGUGGGAGUAAGUCUCGGUAUGUUGUCAAACAAACACUACCCUCUUCUGGCAUCAUACGCUCUGUUAGUAGCUAUAGGAAUGUUGGUAGUAGAGCUGGGAUUACCAAUAGUAGCCAGAAUUGACACUUCACAGCAAGAAAACAUGAGCUGGUGGAAGGAGAGAUGUGGUGCGCUUAACGAACUUCUCACCCCUCUCAAGAAGUGUGUGAUAUACGCUGUAGUGGGCCUCCCUCUCUUUAUCCACAUGUCAGUAGCAAUGAUGGGUGCCAUCCUCCUCCUCAUUACCGCUCUCUUCUUAGCCGGACAGGUGAAGUACGACGACUCUACAGUAACAGGAGACUACUCAAACUUAAUGCAAGAUGACGAUGUUGGUCCUAUCAGUGGUAUCAAUUCAGGGGAUAUUGUUAUACCCGUACCCGGCUCAGGUUCCGCCUCUGCUAAUAUCGAUAUGGUACCGGAUAUCUCGGAGGGAAAUACCAUGUCGAAGUCUGAGACAGGGUGGGAUAUGAUGAAAGAUGAUGUGAAUGAUGACAACCUUCUCCUCGGCUAAGCGUUCUCACGGACCAUCAACACGUGUCAACUGGGUACACGUGCAACUGCGCGCCAGACACGUGUCAACUGGGCACCAAACAGGUGUAACUGCGCACCAAACACGUGCAAUCUACUACCUGUCAGGCAUUAUAUUAUUAGCGACAUUGCUUCAUUCGUGAAUCGUGAUCUGCUAUAACGAGACGAUAUCUUAUUAUUGUUGUCGAACUGCUCACUAUCUUAAACAUAUAUUUUUAUGGCUGAUCGUAUUAUAUCGUUUGGUAACCGUUUUGACAUUGACAAUAUAUUAUAUAAUAUGUUCCAGAGUAUUUGAGGUUGGGCUGCAUUGGACAUCAUCAGUAUUCUCUAAUGAUGAGGGUGUAUUUUUCUAACAGUUUUUCUUAAUUCAUAUUAUCUUUUUAUCAACCAAGGGGGGAAAUUUAUCAAAAUUCGUGGGUCGAAUUAAAUGGAUUUAACUGAGAAUAGGGGAGCUCAGAUCAUUAAAAAUAUCAAAGAUAUUAUUUAAAAAAGUAUAAUAAUAGCAGUAUCUCAUGGGGAGCUAAUUACUUGGGGACCAGCGAAGAGAACUUUGGCUCCACACUGUAGUUUCGGGGCCGCAGCAUUCAGUAACACGACAAAUAGUGCAUUGCCAUAAUUUUAACUGUUACAAAAUGUUAAGAAAAAAUUAUGUUACUGUAUUUUUAAAGCGUAGGUUGUUUUUUGUUUGUUUUAUAAGCACGCAGUUCCAUUAUAUAAUAGAUGCAUGUUAAUGCACGUGUGUAUACUUAAUAAUACGAUAGAUGCAACUUAGUGCAACUUAGUUAGGUUAGACAACUGUUAACAUCAAGGAUUCAGAUCUAAAGCUUUCGCUUUAUUUUCUGGAAGAUACGGUUUUUUAUAUUAAAAAGAACUUUGUACGAUUUAGAAUUUUAAUGGUUUCAUUGUUACAAACCUGUAAUGUGAACAUAAUUGACGACGUUAAGGGACCGCGAUUGUUUAAAUUUAGAUUUACUUUGUUUGUGGACUAUGUUUAAUAAUGAUCGUGUAUCAUAAUCAACGAGUAAUAUUUAACCAACAA